Molecule: messenger RNA, 453 nt
Organism: Sus scrofa (pig)
Lineage: Eukaryota; Metazoa; Chordata; Mammalia; Artiodactyla; Suidae
Gene: MSMP
Product: microseminoprotein, prostate associated
Cellular component (GO): cytoplasm
Source: RefSeq, a predicted model, not a curated record
CCAAGAAGGGUCCGAACGGGCGCUACUGCAGGAAUGGCCCUAAGGAUGCUCUGGGCUGGACAGGCUAAAGGGACCCUGGGCGGCUGGGGGGUCAUCUGCUUGGUGAUAUCUCUGCUCCUCCAGCAUCCAGGAGUCCACAGCAAGUGCUACUUCCAAGCUCAAGCCCCCUGCCACUAUGAAGGGAAACAUUUCAGCCUGGGGGAGUCUUGGCUCCGCAAGGACUGUUUCCAUUGCACCUGUCUGCAUCCCGUUGGUGUGGGCUGCUGUGACACGUCCCAGCAUCCUAUUGACUUCCCCGCUGGGUGUGAAGUACGUCAGGAGGCAGGAACCUGCCAGUUCUCCCUGGUGCAAAAAUCUGACCCCCGGCUGCCCUGCAAAGGGGGCGGGCCCGACCUAGACUGGGGCUCGGCUAACACCCCUGCUCCUGCGGCUCCUGCUCCCCACUCCAGCUAA